AUGGCCUUCCCCAUCGUGGACUCGCACAUCCACCUCUUCCCCGAAUCCCACCUCCCCACAUUAUCCUGGCAUACACCGGGGUCCAAUCCGCUCGGCUCCCAACACUCAGUCGACGAAUACCGCGCGGCAACGAAAGAUUCCACGUCCCUGCGCGGCUUCAUCUUCCUCGAAACAGACCGCCUCUCGUCCGUCGAAGAGGCUGGACCGGACAAACAUGGCUGGGGACACGCCCUGGAUGAAAUCUCGCUGCUCGCGCGGAUCGCGAGCGGGAAUCCUCUGCCCGGGGAGGGCCACAGCUCUGAAGACCGCGGUCUAUGCUUGGGAAUAGUCCCCUGGGCGCCUGUGCCUGGCGGACCGGAUGCGCUGGAGAAGUAUAUAGCGUUAGCUAAGGAGAGGGCCGGGUCAGACGAGGUAUGGGGCAAAGUGCGUGGGGUGCGAUACCUGGUGCAGGAUAAGCCGGCUGGAGUUAUGCUGCAGCCUGCAUUUAUUGAGGGGCUCAAGUGGCUGGGGAGGAACGGCUUGACCUUCGAUUUGGGUGUCGAUGCCAGGCAGGGCGGGAUUUGGCAGCUGGAGGAGGCGGUUGAGCUGAUGCGGAGGGUUUACGACGGCGUUGAGGAGAAGGAUAAGGUGACCAUUGUGAUCAACCACCUAUGUAAGCCGAAUCUCCGUCUACCGGCUACAUCCACAGACGCAAUCACCACCCAUGCCGACUUCAUUCAGUGGAAGUCCCAAGUCACAGCCAUGGCGCAACAUUCAUCGACAUAUAUGAAGCUCUCCGGCGCCUUCUCAGAGCUCCCGCCCCUCUCUAUAGAUUCCGAGCUAGACAUUGAGUCUCUGGUGGACAAGAUUCAGCCGUGGACAGAUGUUGCCUUUGAUACCUUCGGCCCUGAGAGGGUGAUGUUUGGCUCCGACUGGCCUGUCUGCAAUGUGGGAGGUGGUGGCAAUGCAGUUACCUGGAGCCGUUGGAGUCGAGUAGUCGCAGGUGUUUUGCAACGGAGAGGAUUAAAUGAAGCGCAAAGGAGGGGAUUCUGGGGGCAAGUCGCUGUAAAGGCUUAUGGCGUGACACUAUGA
This is a messenger RNA of Aspergillus mulundensis, 1071 nucleotides long. RefSeq lists its product as uncharacterized. The transcript has 2 exons. Lineage: Eukaryota; Fungi; Ascomycota; Eurotiomycetes; Eurotiales; Aspergillaceae. Gene Ontology annotation, molecular function: hydrolase activity. The coding region runs from base 1 to 1071 and encodes 356 amino acids. The record is from RefSeq and is a predicted model, not a curated record.